Molecule: messenger RNA, 1262 nt
Organism: Raphanus sativus (radish)
Lineage: Eukaryota; Viridiplantae; Streptophyta; Magnoliopsida; Brassicales; Brassicaceae
Product: subtilisin-like protease SBT1.4
Exons: 1
Coding region: 1-1053 (350 amino acids)
Biological process (GO): proteolysis
Molecular function (GO): serine-type endopeptidase activity
Source: RefSeq, a predicted model, not a curated record
AUGAUUCUCGCCAACACAGCUGAUAGCGGCGAAGAACUCACCGCGGAUUCGCAUCUCGUCCCUGCGACGAUGGUCGGAGCUAAAGCCGGAGAUCAAAUCCGCGACUACAUUCAAAAAUCAGACUCCCCCACCGCGACGAUCAGCUUCUUGGGGACUUUGAUCGGACCUUCUCCUCCUUCCCCUAGAGUCGCAGCCUUCUCUAGCCGUGGACCAAAUCAUAUCACACCGGUUAUCCUCAAACCGGACGUUAUCGCGCCAGGUGUUAAUAUAUUAGCCGGUUGGACCGGAAUGGUCGGUCCAACCGAUUUAGAUAUCGACCCGAGACGAGUUGAAUUCAAUAUAAUCUCCGGUACGUCGAUGUCGUGCCCGCACGUGAGCGGGCUCGCGGCUCUCCUCCGUAAAGCUCAUCCCGAUUGGUCACCGGCAGUGAUCAAAUCCGCACUCGUGACGACCGCUUACGAUACGGAGAACUCCGGCGAACCGAUCGAGGAUCUCGCCACCGGCGAACCGUCGAACUCGUUCGUCCACGGGGCGGGACACGUGGAUCCGAACAAAGCGUUGAACCCCGGUUUGGUCUACGACGUCGACGCCAGAGAGUACGUUGCGUUCCUCUGCGCCGUGGGGUACGAGUUCCCGGGGAUUCUAGUGUUCCUUCAAGAUCCGUCUCUUUACGACGCCUGCGAGACGAGCAAGCUCAGAACCGCCGGAGAUCUUAACUACCCGUCUUUCUCAGUCGUUUUCGGAUCGAGUGGAGAUGCUGUUAAGUACAGGAGGGUUGUCAAGAACGUGGGGAGCAAUGUCGACGUGGUGUAUGAAGUCGGAGUUAAGUCUCCGGCGAAUGUGGAGAUCGAUGUGUCUCCGAGGAAGCUUGUGUUUAGUAAGGAGAGUAGGGAGCUGGAGUACGAAGUGACGUUUAAGAGCGUAGUGCUCGGUGGCGGGGUUGGAUCCGUUCCGGGUCAUGAAUUCGGGUCGAUUGUAUGGACAGACGGUGAGCAUGUCGUUAAGAGCCCGGUGGCUGUUCAGUGGAGUCAGGGCUCAGUUCAGUCAUUCUGAUUGAUGAUUAAGUUGGGCUUUGAAUUUCUAUUGGGUUUAUUAGUGGGCCCGAGUUGUAAAUUGAGCCCAUUAGUUUACUCAUUGUUGAGCCCUUACUCUUGGGUUAGACUAAGCAUGGGGUGAAUGAACAGACAAUUCGAUUUUCAUUGUGAUUGUGAAAUGUUUUUAUGUAAUAAAAAAGUCGUUUUCUAUAAAUGAAAUCAAUAACU